This is a messenger RNA of Physcomitrium patens, 4090 nucleotides long. The record is from RefSeq and is a predicted model, not a curated record. Lineage: Eukaryota; Viridiplantae; Streptophyta; Bryopsida; Funariales; Funariaceae.
ACACGGGGUGGGGGGGGAGGGGAGGAGGAUGACUCUGCACUUGUAGCGCUGCUGCUGCAAGCCGUAGAAUCAUACGGCGACGUCUCUGUGCCUCCUCGUGCAGGGAGAACCGCGGGUUGUUGGAAUCACCGGGUGCGGGGGUGCUUUUGGCAGAGGAGAUUUCGCGGUUACCUCGGUGGACGGGGGAGCUCAGAGGUGCGCCAUGGGGCUUACGGGUUCGGAAUUUCGUCGCUGAUUGUGAGAGUUUGCACCGAAGCUAAGGCGAUUUUCAAGGGUAGGGGUUCGGAGUCUGAGAUCGCUUGUGAUAAUGGUGGGAGGCGCGCCAGAAGCUGUCAAUCGUAUUCAUAGAAUGACUCUGAGAUAUCAUGUUGAGUUUGAGAGACUGAUACUCUGAAGGAAUUGUGCAAAUGAAACUAAGACAUGCUGAGGACGAUGACACUGACGUUUCUGAGAUACACGCAAGAAGAGCUUCUGAGGUGUGGUUUAUCAUAUACAGAUCAAGUGAUAAUGCUCUUGCUACAUGAUAUCACAAUUGGUAGCUCGAUUAUCACAAAAGUUUAGUAGAAGAAUGUUGAGACAUAACAUUUUAUGGAACUAUUGAAGGAAGCUCUAAAAGCUGGUUUAGUGGCUUCAUUAAGGGAUGGUACAUUUCGAGGUUCUGGAACAGAUCAGGUCAGUUGCCUGUAAGUGAGCGGGCUUAGAACACAAGGUGAUGGUGUGGUAUUGGGAUGCGGGAGUUCCAGAGAUUGCUCCAUUUUAGGAGACUGGCGAUGCAGAGGUAAUAAGCUGAGGAGUUCCCCUGAACAUGAAGGGCUACUCAGAUUCAGUUGAAAGCGUGAUGUACAGAUAGAAAAGGAUUCCUCUUAUAGACUUUUUAAUUGAGAUUUGAUAAUGAUAUGAACAGCAGGGGCUUUAAGUGCUAUCCAGUCCAUUUAUCAGGAGACGACAUGGGUUGUAGUGCCUCUGCAACUCAAUAAUAUACUUCCAUAUCAAUCCACUGCAUUCAAAAUGCCGACAGGAGGUGGCACACUGCCAGAAGUAGAAAAGCGGACGUAUCCUUUAGUAGCUUCAGAAUACAAGCUUUAUGAAGAAGUCGGACAGGGUGUAAGUGCGAUAGUUUAUAGGGCCCAUUGCGUUACAUACAAUGAGAUUGUGGCGAUUAAGAGCUUGGAUCUCGAAAAAUGCAACAGUAAUCUGGAUGAUAUACGCCGCGAGGCUCAGACAAUGAGCCUAAUUAAUCAUCAGAAUGUGGUGAAAGCAUACUGCUCCUUCGUUGUUGGCCAAAAUCUUUGGGUAGUUAUGCCUUACAUGGCAGGUGGAUCAUGUUUGCAUAUUAUGAAAGCGGCUUAUCCAGAUGGUUUUGACGAGCCUGUCAUUGCAACUGUACUGAAGGAAUCCUUAAAAGCACUUGAGUACCUUCAUCGUCAGGGCCAUAUUCAUCGAGAUGUGAAGGCAGGAAACAUAUUAGUUGACUCAAACGGAUCUGUGAAGCUUGGAGACUUUGGUGUUUCAGCAUGUAUGUUCGACACUGGUGAUAGACAGCGGUCCAGGAAUACCUUUGUUGGAACACCUUGCUGGAUGGCACCUGAAGUUAUGGAACAACUGAAUGGUUACGAUUUCAAAGCCGACAUAUGGUCUUUUGGAAUAACUGCUCUGGAGCUUGCUCAUGGUCAUGCACCUUUUUCCAAGUACCCUCCUAUGAAGGUGUUGCUGAUGACUUUGCAAAAUGCUCCUCCUGGGCUGGAUUAUGAGCGCGAUAAAAAAUUUUCCAAGUCUUUCAAGGAGAUGAUUGCAAUGUGCUUAGUAAAGGACCCAGCCAAACGGCCUACUGCUGAGAAGCUUUUGAGACAUUCAUUUUUCAAGCAGGCUCGCUCAUUAGAUUAUAUCUCUCGUCAUAUUUUGGAGGGAUUGCCACCUCUAGGAGAGCGUGUGAAAAAUCUCAAGAUCAAAGAUGCCAAUCGGCUAGCUCAAAAGAUCCAGCCGUACGAUGAGCAAGAAGCUCAAUCUCAGAAUGAAUACAAGAGAGGAGUCAGCGCUUGGAAUUUCAAUGUUGAAGAUUUGAAGGCUCAAGCAGCAUUGAUUCAAGAUGAUGAAGAAAUUGUAGUCGCUAAAGUUUUAAAGAUUGCUGUGGACAAGGAAGUUGAAGAGAUUUCUCAAGCUCCAGUUACUCCAUCAAAAGAAGAAAUCACGGAGGCCGACUUGCAUUGUUUAUCCCCAUUGGCUCAGCCGCCACUUUGUCAUGAAUCUUCGUCCGACAGAAUUCAAUUACCAGUUACCAUUCAUUCAAUCAUUGCCGAGACCACAAAUGAUGCAGGAGAACGAGUUACAAGAAUCAGAUCUGGACCCCUUCCAAAUCCAGGACAAUCUAAAUCUGCAAAUAUAUCUAGGACUGCACCACUAUCUAGCAGGAAAGAGCCUAAGCAUAUUGGUCGGUUUGAUGUCUGGGAUGACCAUGACGGUGAGAGUCCUAGUUGGCAUGGUUCUCCGAGGGAAAGUCGGAAAUCAGAUGAGACACGUAAGGAAAGGGAGGACCGAGAGCAACGACGAGGUGAUGAUAAGGAUAGAAAGGAAGAAAGGGACCCAAGACGUCCCGAUGAGCGUUCAGAAAAAGAUGAAAUACGUCGCGUUGGCAGCGAGCGUAUUCUGUCGUCAAUCCGUGGGCUCACCACUUUGGACGAAAGAGAUCGUGACAGCAGGGAUAAGGAUCACCGUCAAGGUGGACGAAGUGGUGAAGAUUCUAGUCGUGUUGUGCAACGUGAACGGCCAUUCACUGGAUCCGGAAAUAUCAUCUCUGACCGCUCCAAUUUUGACCAGAAAGCAAUAAAUGGAUCGCAAACAUCCAGUAUGUCGAGGCAAUCAUGCGGAACCAAAGAGGUGUCAGAUGAAAAGGUUAAGGCUCCUGUCCAGAAAGGACCUGUACUUCAGAAAGGACGCUUCUCCGUGACAUCAGAUGAUACAGACUUCGAGGAGUCACCUCAUUUGAGCUCCCGAAAGUCCUCAAACACACAGGCAUCACUUCCCAAGUCUGCUAGUACUGGCGACUUUAUGUCCGCUGAACGAAGGCUUCCUCAUACGCCUGUUUUGCAGCAUUCGCCCUCUUCGCAGCAUAUUUCUUCUACUAGUGGGCAAGCAUCACAACAGAAUUCUCAUGUCACAACACCAAUAGCAACUAUUCUUCCUCAACUCCAGCAAAUCCUUCAUCAUGGACAAAAACAGCAGGAUAGUUUAUUACACCUCAUUCAGAGUCUCAGCCCACAAGACGCUGCCAGCGUCUGUUCUGUUAGCUCUAUGUCCAGAUUUUCACGAACUUCAAGUACAAACUCAGCAAUCGAACAUUCGAUGGAGGUAUCAACUGACAGGGAGCGUGAACUUCUACAUCAAGUUUCAGAACUUCAGUCCAGGAUUGCAACCCUUGUGGACGAGCUGCAAGCUGUAAAACUCAGGAAUGUUCAGCUUGAGCGGCAACUAAAUGCCAUCUACAACAAAGAGGAAGAAGAACGGAUACGUAAGGAGGAAGCUGCUAAGGGAGAUAGAUAACAGUAAAAUGACUUAGCGCCUUCACCAUUACUGGCUGUCGAGAUCUGUGGAGCCAACCGAUAUUCAAUCGUUACGUUGGUUCUGGGGCUCGAAGCCAGUUUAUCAUUCAGUGAUACAUGUUAUCAUUUCCUGAGGGCCAAGUUAUUUUAGGUGAUGAGAGUAUUUUAGGCGCAACACAAGAAUUUGGUUGAAGCUGUCAGCAGCAUCUACAGAAAAGCUUUCCAAAUGGGAGACUGGUUACCGUCUCCUGUGCUUCGAACCAAGAGGUGUUUCGUACAUGCAUACACAUAGUAUAUUUUCAGUUCGUGUGCAGUUGAGCCGUCCGGAGGCUCUGGGGUUUUCAACUCAUAUCAACCUUCAGAGAGUAGAAUUUCGAGAAUUUCCUUUAGCAUGAAAUUGUCUUGAAUAUUUUCAUGAAGCUGUUACGGAUCAAGAUGCUUCUGCAAUUUUUCGUGAUCAGCGGAGGAUCUUUAUCCGUUGUACUCCCAAUUCCCAAAAAUAACACGUCAAGUAACAAUUCUUAACUUGUUAUCAAAAGAUGUUAUUUUCAGGA